AUGAAAGACCCAUUUAAAACUGUGUUUAUAUCCAGGUUGGACUAUUCACUCACAGAGUUGGACAUAUCAAAGAAUUUCAAUAAGUAUGGAGUGAUUGAGUCUAUAACCAUUGUGAGAGAUAAGAAGCUGGGUAAAUCAAGGGGUUAUGGGUUUGUAGUUUUUGAACGAGACGAGGAUGCCAAAGGCUGUAUUAAGGAAUUGGCCCCUACAGGCUUGAAAAUCCCCACCGGAAACAAACCAUACACUAGAACAAUACUCGUGGAUAUGGAAAGAGGCAGACUUGUAAGAAACUGGAAGCCUAGAAGAUUGGGUGGGGGAUUAGGGGGCAGACAUUACACGAAACCAAAUCCUAAUCUUUCCAAUAAUGCCUCAGCAGCAGCGUCAGGAAGAAGAUUGCAUUUAUCGAGCAAUCCUUAUCAGAGUAACCCGCUGCAGCCAUCCCAUCUGUCUACAAGGUAUGCUCCUAGGCCCAGUGCUCCUCGAACUACGGUUGACAAUCGACAACCUCGUCCGGCAGCGUAUGGUUCGUACAGUCUGGUUGAAAGCAACGAAUCUGUACGUGACAAAUAUGCAAAAUAUUCCAGUAACUAUGAUUCAAACCCUUCUAGUUAUAGUUCUCCGAGAACAUCUGGCCAGAACAGAUCAAUUAGAAGCAUUCGACAACGAGAAUGA
This is a messenger RNA of Debaryomyces fabryi, 672 nucleotides long. Its product is annotated as U1 snRNP complex subunit. NCBI's taxonomy places the organism in Eukaryota, Fungi, Ascomycota, Pichiomycetes, Serinales, Debaryomycetaceae. The record is from RefSeq and is a predicted model, not a curated record. Gene Ontology annotation, biological process: mRNA splicing, via spliceosome. The coding region runs from base 1 to 672 and encodes 223 amino acids. Gene Ontology annotation, molecular function: mRNA binding; U1 snRNA binding. Gene Ontology annotation, cellular component: precatalytic spliceosome; U2-type prespliceosome; U1 snRNP. The transcript has a single exon.